Messenger RNA from Mycotypha africana, 1126 nucleotides. Its product is annotated as endoplasmic reticulum vesicle transporter-domain-containing protein. The record is from RefSeq and is a predicted model, not a curated record. Gene Ontology annotation, biological process: endoplasmic reticulum to Golgi vesicle-mediated transport; retrograde vesicle-mediated transport, Golgi to endoplasmic reticulum. NCBI's taxonomy places the organism in Eukaryota, Fungi, Mucoromycota, Mucoromycetes, Mucorales, Mycotyphaceae. The coding region runs from base 40 to 1041 and encodes 333 amino acids. The transcript is spliced from 9 exons. Gene Ontology annotation, cellular component: Golgi membrane; COPII-coated ER to Golgi transport vesicle; endoplasmic reticulum membrane.
ACUUUCUUGAACUCAUCAAUAAGCGAUUAACCAACUGUGAUGUUCAGAAAACUGGCGGAGAAAGCAGCUGCUAUUGAUGCCUUCCCGAAAGUAGAGGAGGAUAAUGAGAAGCGUAGCGAAAAAGGUGGUCUUUUAACUGUGCUGGUCGGUUUAUGUUUAUUCUUCCUGACUAUGAGUGAAUUUUCAGAUUAUUACAAAGUACACACAGAAUAUACUUUUUUGGUUGAUUCGGCAAUUGACACGAAGAUGCAAGUUAACAUUGAUAUAACAGUGGCAACACCUUGUCCUUCUCUUUUGGUACACGUCGUUGAUGCGACAGGACAACGACAACGACUGACACAAGACUUGAAAUUGAUACCUGCAGAAUUUCAAGUUGGCACAGCAACAAAAUACAAACAAGUCGACGAUCCAAAAUAUAUCCAUGAAAUAAUCAAAGCAGCAAGUGGAAGGAAAUAUGAUCAUGAAGUAGCUAAGGAUAUGGGUGCUUGUCGAUUGUAUGGCUCUUUGAACGUCAAUAAAGUUGCCUCCAAUCUUCAUAUUACUGCAGAUGGUCACGGUUAUGCAAAUUUUGGUCAUACAAGUCAUGAGAUCAUGAAUUUUACUCAUCGUAUCGAUGAGUUUUCUUUCGGUCAACUAUAUCCUAACUUAGUGAACCCUUUAGACGACAGUGUAGAAAUUGCAGAAACAACUUUCGAAGUUUUUCAGUAUUCUAUUUCAGUUGUUCCUACCACGUACAUUGAUCGCAGAAACAAUAUUUUGCUCACAAAUCAGUAUUCCGUUACAGACUCUCACAAAAAAUUCUAUGAAGGACAAGCUGUGCCUGGCAUUUUUUUCAAAUACGAUAUCGAACCUAUCUCUGUUCAAAUCAGAGAAACUCAUCAACAAUCUCUGCUACAUUUCAUCGUUCGAUUGUGCGGUAUCAUUGGUGGUUCAGCUAUCACAGUAGGCGCGAUUUAUACAUUGGUCAAUUUUAUUUUAACAGGAGGUAGAGACGAUCCCCAACUGUAUUCAAAUACACACAAUAUGAUGAAAAAUAUAUAGAGGUAUCAUGUACAAAAGAACAGGAAUAAACAGAAUUGGACAGAAUUGGUCCUUUGUAGGAUUUCAAAAAAAAAAAAAAAAAAAA